Capsicum annuum is the source of this 1819-nucleotide messenger RNA. RefSeq names its product CBL-interacting serine/threonine-protein kinase 24. The transcript is spliced from 15 exons. Gene Ontology annotation, molecular function: protein kinase activity; ATP binding. Gene Ontology annotation, biological process: protein phosphorylation; signal transduction. Bases 160 to 1533 code for a protein of 457 amino acids. NCBI's taxonomy places the organism in Eukaryota, Viridiplantae, Streptophyta, Magnoliopsida, Solanales, Solanaceae. The record is from RefSeq and is a predicted model, not a curated record.
UUAAAAUGGAUUUUGAGCGGUUAAAAUUAACAAACACUUCCAUUCAUUCUCCACAUUUCAAAAUUCUCCAAUAAAGUUACCUCAGCUCCAAUUCGAUUUGAUUUGCCGGAUUCUCAAUUUUUUCCGGCGACUUUCCACCGGAAUUUCUCCAUUUCCGAGAUGAAGAAAGUGAAGAGAAAGCUUGGGAAGUAUGAAGUUGGCAGAACUAUUGGUGAAGGGACAUUUGCCAAAGUUAAGUUUGCACGAAACACUGAGACUGGAGAGAAUGUUGCCAUUAAAGUCUUGGCCAAAAGCACCAUUCUUAAGCAUAGAAUGGUUGAACAGAUCGAAAGAGAGAUAUCUGUAAUGAAGAUUGUUAGGCACCCUUGCAUAGUUCGGCUUCAUGAGGUUUUAGCUAGCCAGACAACAAUAUAUAUCAUUCAGGAGUUUGUCGCUGGAGGAGAGCUUUAUGAUAAAAUUCAUCUAGGUAGGCUUUCUGAGGAUGAAGCAAGGAGAUACUUUCAACAACUCAUAGAUGCAAUUGCUCACUGUCACAGCAAGGGUGUUUACCACCGAGAUUUGAAGCCUGAAAAUUUGCUUCUUGAUUUCCAAGAGAACUUAAAAGUUUCUGACUUUGGGCUUAGCGCAUUGCCUCAACAAGGAGUUGAGCUCCUCUAUACCACUUGCGGGACUCCAAAUUAUGUUGCACCUGAGGUGUUAGAUAACCAAGGUUAUGAUGGUGCUGCGGCGGAUGUGUGGUCAUGUGGUAUCAUCCUUUAUGUUUUGAUGGCAGGAUAUCUUCCAUUUGAUGAGGCAGACCUUCCUACCUUGUAUACGAAGAUCAAGGCUGCUGAAUUUUCCUGCCCGUUCUGGUUUUUUCCUGGUGCAACAUCAUUGAUACGAAAAAUUAUUGAUCCAAACCCUCAAACUCGGAUCAAGAUUGAAGGGAUAAAACGAGACCCUUGGUUCCGGAAAAACUACAUAGCUGUUAGAGCUAAAGCAGAUGAAGUAGUGAAUCUUGAUGAUGUGCGUGCUGUGUUCAAUGACAUUGAGGAUGCAUUUGUCAGCGAAAAAUCCGAAGACAGUGAGAGUGGCCCCUGGAUAAUGAAUGCGUUUGAGAUGAUAACACUAUCUCAGGGAUUGAAUCUAUCAGCCUUGUUUGACAGACGUCAGGAUUAUGUCAAGCGUCAAACUCGAUUUGUUUCUCGCGAACCUGCUAAAGUCAUCAUUGAAACUAUUGAAGCAGCCUCAGAAUCGUUGGGUCUUAAGGUCCACACACGCGAUUACAAGACAAGAAUUGAGGGAGUAACGACAAAUAGGGCCGGUCAAUUUGCUGUUGUUUUGGAGGUUUUCCAAGUAGCACCCUCCCUUUUUAUGGUUGAUGUUAGAAAGGCUGCCGGCGACACCCUCGAAUAUCAUAAGUUCUACAAAACCUUCUGCACUAAAAUUGACAACAUCAUUUGGAAACCAAAGGAGGGCCAGGGGUGGCUCAAGACAGGGGCGGAGCCACAGUGCGGCACGGAGGUUCGGACGAACUCAAUAGCUUUUUCAUAGAUCUUGUAUUCAUACUAAAAAAUCUGAAUCGUAUAUAUAAAAAUUUUUGGAAAAAAAAGAGACAAGAAUAUAGCUGAAUGUUUUGGGUGUCAAUAUGUGUGUUUGAACCUUUCGAGUACCCACAACUUCUAAAUCCUAAAUCCGCUACUGCGACUCUGAAUCCGAGGAGAAACUUCUCUUUUCACCCAUGCCUUCGCUCUAAGCUCAAGGGUGAAUUCAAUGAUUCGACAUGGAUUAAUCUGAACUCAAUAUUUUUGAUGCAGAAUAUAAUUUUUUAGUGAAAACA